AGCACGUGGGUUGCGUUGUUGUUGAACCAGCAUGGCGGAAAAGAAUGUGUGCUGCAAGUUCGGAGGUAAAUAGAAUACGCAUCAUUUUAAGAUGAAGAAGAUUUUGUCAAAGGUCGAUAACCGCAAAAGAAAACGAUCUUCAUCGGGAAAUGAAGCAUCACUACUGAAGAUAAAGAGAAAGGAUGCUAAUGCUAGUGAUAGCAAACUGUCCAAAGUUGAUGACGAUAAUGUUGGUGAAGAUGGUAGGGACCUAGAAAAUGUCCCAGGAAACGAAGGGAUUUGUAACAGAAAGAAAGAAGAAGAGUCAGGAUUUGAAAAUGUUGUUAAGAUGCUGAAACUGCCCCAAAGCAGAAAUGCAGGCUUGAAGAAAUUUAGUGAAAUUUGCAGAAAAGAUAAUGAAAAUGUCAGGCAAAGUAUCAGAACAUAUUUACUGUCCUCCCCAGAAUUGAAGGAUUUAUUUAAUCUUCUUGAAGGAGAAGAAAGGCCAUCAGAUCAGGAGGCAAAAUUGAUAUGGAAUGCCUUUGAAAGCAUUCUUCUUCUUACAUCAAAUUCUGAAAAAUCCCUACAAGAUAUUGGAAUGUACAUUGUAAACAAGAUUCUCAGCAAAUACUUGAAGAUGUUAUACUCCGCAAUAAGUUUAUCAAGCCCUCAUGACGUCACCAAGUCAGUGCUGAAACUUUUGACUUCCUUUGUUGCUCAAGGAAGGAAUGGUGCGGCUGAAGUCUUGAAUACUUUUGAUUUUGGUUUAAAAGGACUUGAAGGUGUCUCAAAGAAAAGAGACAACAAGGCCAAAAUAGAUGUGAGAACAUGCUAUCUCCAAUUCUACUUGUCUUUUUUCAUUUUUGGUGACCAAAAUAUAAUCAAAGAUCUUCUGUCAGUACCAGUGUUUACAAAUGGUGUUGUCAAUGGCCUUAUGAAGGACUCUCUUCCAAUGGUUCAUCUUGUUCUUUCAACGUUAAAUGAAAAGGUUGUAAAGAAUGAGAAAUUGCUUAAAAAGACAAAGAUUGCGUUAUUCAAUGCCCAUACACUCAGCCAAUUAACGCAACUGUUUGUCAAUUUGAAAAAUCAAGACAACGAGAAAACAUCAGCACUGCGAAACGAAAUACAAAAUCUUAUUAUACAGAUGCUUAAUACCCUUUGUACAGACGCAGAACUUGGAAUUUUAUUUACUAAAAAUGAAGGAAAUUUAGCAGCAAGGUCAAAUAAUCCCAUCUUGUUAAAUUUUCUGCGAUCGAUUCAAAAGUUAGCAGUUUCAGAUCCAGAAUUAAGAGGUUUGACUUCGAAGACACUGGCAAAAGCACCUGAUCUUGUUUUGCCAUACACAUCGCGUCUAAAUUUGAACCUGGAGCCAAGAGAUUCUGAUCCUUGGCUAAAUAGCAUGGGCUUUCUCAUUGAGGUUUGGACCCAGCUUCCGUCUUUUGAAGGCCUGUUUGAUGAUUUGAAAUCGAAGAAAUCCGUACAAUUAAUUAUUGGCCUUGUAAUCCCAAGCGUGUUUGGCAAACAGUAUUUGACAAAUGGACUCAAGCACAAAUCUUUGAUAGUCAAGCAAAAAACAGCCGAACUCUUAAAAGUAUGUCUACAAAGAGGGACAUUGGCCAGCAAAUAUAUCAGCCAACAGGAGCAUUUACAAAAGCAAAUGGUAACUGGUAUCUUUGAGAUGUUUUGUGAAGGAAUAUUGAGUCAUUUACCAGAUGUUAGAGUGUUUAUAGCUUGCAUGGAACAUAGCGGACCAACAGAUUCCAAAAAUGCAAGUGCGGAGAAAUCAACUGCUGGAAACAACGGAUUAACUGGCCUUAAACCAGGGAUACAAGAAGAUGAUUUUCAAAAUUCAGUUAUCCAAAUCAUGCUUUGCAUACAACAAUUGCAACCGGGAAUAUUCAGUUCUGCAGACUACAGUGUGUGUAAACUGUUUAAAAACGAAAAUCUGGAUAUGUUUUUGCAGUCGGAGAGACUCUCUGUUGCCUUGGAGAUUGCGUCCCUGGAGCCUGUUGGAAAUCUCAAGUGGUUUGGCAAAAAAUCUGAUCUUUUCCAAAAUGCAUUGAGGACAAUAUACAUCGCAUUUGCUGAGUCAGCUUCAUUAAAAAUUAAAAAUGCAAGCCGAAAGUUGAUCAAACAGUUGAUUUUUGCAAGUGGAUCGAUAACUGAAAACAUCGAUGAAAUUGAAGUUUGGUUGGAUGCCUUUGCAAAGGCAUCUGAAGUGACAGAAGACAGAAUGAUUGCAAGCUUCUUUCAAAAGAUGUGUGCUUCGGUAUCUCAAGAUUUGUAUUACAUCACAGAUGAGAUCUUAGAAUGUGCCACCGCCAAUACCGCUUGUGAAGAAUCAACGGAAACAGGCGUGUUGCAGUCAGAUGUUCAUGCGAGCAACUACAGCAUUGGUUUCACGCCACUGGUGGUUGCAGCUGCACGCAAUUUCACCAAACACUGGUUGAAUGAAAACGAAUCAGUCCUAAUGUCAGUUUCAAAGUUCGUUUCCUUCGUUCUCAUGGAAGUUUUGAUGUCCCAAGAGAAUCCAAUCACACUUUUGAGGAUUAUAAAGAAGUAUGUGAGUGUCUUAAGGGAGAAUGACAAUGCCGCCAAUUCUGGCUGGCUUACUCACUGGUUGGAACUUGAGAACUUUGCUUGCUACUGGUGCUCAGAUUGGAACGAAACAAUUCGACAAUCUUCACAAUCCUUCAGCAAGUGUACAACUGGACCGUUGGUUAACAGCACAGCUGCCAUUUUGAGGAGCAAGCUGCCUUUUUCAACCGACGAAUUUACUAGCAAUUCCCACACUGCCUCGUUUUUAAUAGUUGAAAUCACAAAGGUACUCAAGGAUACCCCUACAUCGUACGUUUGUGACGUCAUAGGUAGAAGUACCAGAGUCGUUCUGGUUGUUUUGAGAAAAUCGUGCGGCUUACGUUCAAAUGGCGUGAGCUCCUUUGCUCUGAUUUUAUUAAAGAAAAUAUUAUUGGUUUUAAUGGAAAGACUACCAGAAGUAAGAGAAUAUGAGAUGGGCGAAGGUAAAGAAAAGAAAAUAAAUUCAUUUGAAGAGGUUUUUCAAGUUGUAUUCAAUGAUGCAGUUGUGAAAAAAUUGUUUUUGGACUGCAAAAGAGUCGUAGAUGCAACGAUUGUUACUGAGAUAAUGGAGCUAACCUUGGGAAAUGCAAAAUCGGCUCGUUUGAUGACUUUUUUGGGGCCUUACUUUGCUCAAUUGUCAACGUCUGUCUUAAAAGCUGUAAAGUCUUUCCAGGAGCAUCCAUUUAAUGUCGAAGGCAAACCCAACAAGCUCGUCUUCAUGAGUCUUGACAUCAUGGCGAAUCAUAUGCUGAACAGUGAUCGGAAUGAUUUGCUUUCGGGCUUGCUUAACUUGCUACUCGACUGUGAUUUAGAAGCUAGCGUUCUAGAAGAUUCUGGAAUGAUUCAUGCAAUCAGGCUGCUUUUGGAUAUCAGACUCGACAAAACGGUUAAUCUCGAUGAACCUAGAGUUUAUUCUUCAAAGUCAGUUACAAUGAAAGAUAGUUUGAGCGAGGUUGGAGAUGCAAGAAAAUUGGAUAGUAUAGAAAUCACUGCAAAAGGCAUUGCUGCGUUGUUCACCCUCCUUGAAAAUUAUGACAAUUCUGAUUUACAGGGAGCCAUCUUAUCAUUGCUAGAAGCCGACAACCUUAACACAUAUUUGGCGCCAAUUUCAAUUGUUGACUUUUGUCUAAGAUCUGGCUCUGGAACUUCUAUUAAGAUUUUGGAACUACUUUGUCAAAGCUCUGUGGUCCAUGCUAGCAUUAUUCGACGAAAACUGAUCAGCAAUCGGGAGUUGUUUACUUUGUCGUCGCUGGUACACAUACUCCACACUCUGCUGUCCAAAGGUUGCAGGGAAGGUGAAAAAAGAGAAAAACUUUUCAUUCAAGUGGUGAGCGUGCAAGACUUGAUGCCGUUAAUAGCAAACCCAGAAGACUUUCCGCAAGUUGCUGAUCAUGAAGUGAAGAUGGCAUUGGAAAUUGUUGCUUCCUCAAUUGGAGACAGAGAAGCGUUAUCUGCAAUACUGGUGAAAGGGCUGCGAAAACUUACCAGAUCUCCAAAGAUCUCUUCACAUUGCAGCUAUCAAAUCCAGUUAUUUCAAGAUGUUUGUGUCCCAGAGGAAGCAAGUAAAAGCGCGUCAAAACUGAUUAUGGAGGCUUUGAUAUAUUUGAUGAAAAUAUGGGAACGCACGCUGUCUUUAAAAGACUCUGAAGAAUCACUGGAGCAAUCAAUAUGCGGCUGUAUAAACAAACUUUGCAAUUCGUUGCAGAAAGGAACGAUAUCGAAGUUGAAGGACUACACUCUCGAACAGGUCAUCAAGAACUGGUCAACCCUGCUCCCUUCGUGCCUCAAGCGUCGCAUUGGCCAUCCAGAGUCCAUGGUGACAGUAAAGAACCUAUGAAUCUCUUGUAUUCUAUGAAGAGUUUCAAUGGGCAAUCGUCUCUGACGCUGGAAAACAUUUAUCAAUAUGUCCUAAGUCAUUCUCAGUUCCUCUCAAUUCUUUUUCAAGAAGACCUUCACGGCAAAAGC
Molecule: messenger RNA, 4521 nt
Organism: Rhopilema esculentum
Lineage: Eukaryota; Metazoa; Cnidaria; Scyphozoa; Rhizostomeae; Rhizostomatidae
Product: nucleolar pre-ribosomal-associated protein 1
Biological process (GO): maturation of LSU-rRNA from tricistronic rRNA transcript (SSU-rRNA, 5.8S rRNA, LSU-rRNA); maturation of 5.8S rRNA from tricistronic rRNA transcript (SSU-rRNA, 5.8S rRNA, LSU-rRNA)
Cellular component (GO): nucleolus
Source: RefSeq, a predicted model, not a curated record